AUGGGUACACGAGUGUACGUUGGUCGUUUGCCGCCACGAGCAUAUGAAAAGGAUCUUGAACGAUUUUUCCGUGGUUAUGGACGAAUUACAGAGAUUUUACUCAAAAAUGGUUAUGCUUUUGUUGAAUUUGCCGAUUCGCGUGAUGCUGAAGAUGCAAUUUAUGAACGUAACGUAGAAGCCAUGAAUCUAAAAGAAAGCGGUUCAUUCAACUUCUUAAUUUUUUAUUAUAAGUUUAAUUUUCAAACAAAAGAUCGUUUAUAA
Dracunculus medinensis (Guinea worm) is the source of this 261-nucleotide messenger RNA. The record is from the annotation of a GenBank genome assembly. Lineage: Eukaryota; Metazoa; Nematoda; Chromadorea; Rhabditida; Dracunculidae.